Molecule: messenger RNA, 1740 nt
Organism: Pseudomassariella vexata
Lineage: Eukaryota; Fungi; Ascomycota; Sordariomycetes; Amphisphaeriales; Pseudomassariaceae
Product: Alpha/Beta hydrolase protein
Exons: 3
Coding region: 401-1597 (398 amino acids)
Cellular component (GO): membrane
Molecular function (GO): palmitoyl-(protein) hydrolase activity
Source: RefSeq, a predicted model, not a curated record
AGUUGUCCCUCGCCGGUGGUUUCUUUUGAGGCGACUUGACUCUAGAGCUGAGCAGGAUGGACUUCCAGGGUAAUGUAGAGUCAAAUUCCUAUGAUUAAUUUAUCUGGGAAAACAAAACUAUUCAUCUGCAGCAUAUCACUUCAAACUGGUGACGAUGCCCCUCCCUGUCUUCCUCCACUUGUGACUCGGUGCGAUUUAGUUGCAGGGUAGGUGCUUCGGUGUAAUAACUACACUUCUACAACUACUGUAUCCAGCAGCCUUAACACCUCACGUAGCACUGGCGCGAAGACUUGACCCUCACGUCGGCCUCGACACGGCCGUACAUGCGGCUUGUUGAACAACACAACGUUGGCAACAUUCAGGAUAAGGUGCUCUCGAUCAUGUUCCCAUCGCCAUCCCAAUGUUCCUCCUCUGCCGUAGUCCAAUCGCGCUGUCCAUUCGGCGUCUAAGAGGCAUCGUCCCAUCACCAGCCUCCACGCUUCCCUGCAUCCUGAAAUCACCCACGUUCCCAUGCAGCCGCAGGUGCUUUCACGUCGAGGGAAUCGCGCUGGCCCCCGUCGUCUUCGGUGGCCUGUUCGUGGCGUUGUGGACAUGGAAAUGCAUGAUGAUGGUCGUCUUCCAGAACAAGAUCAUCUAUAUGCCCGGCUUGCCACCCAACGCCAGAUGGGAGCGCAUUGACGACUACAAGAGUCGAUGCGGAGGUGUCGUGUGGCGGGAAGAGCGGAUCCGCGCAGCCGAUGGGACGGAUCUGGCCCUUUGCGUCGCUGAUGUCGAUAUUGGCCAACCGCGUCGACGGCGGCACGAAACCGGCCCGCUUGGGGAAGUCCCUCAGAGUACAGACGCGAGUUUCUAUGUGCUAUACUUUCAGGGAAACGCUUCGUCCAUUCCCCCACGCCUACCUGACCUGUCGUCAGCUCUCUGUAUGCUGAAAAGGCAGAUGCAUGGAGUGCCGACGGAUGUAAGGGUCACAGUCGCCUGUCUUAGCUACAGGGGGUAUUGGACGUCAAGGGGCCGGCCAACCGAGAAGGGAAUUCGGCUCGAUGCUGCAGCCAUCUUGAAGUGGGUUGCUCAGCACUAUGAUGAAUCCCGUGCUGCUGUGUCUCAAUCACCAAACUGUCAGUCUGCUCAGGUAAUUCUCUGGGGUCAAAGUAUCGGUUCUGGCGUUGCUACGAAUUUGGCAGCUGAGCAGUCGAUGCCUGAACGCUUGCAUCUCAACUCGUUGAUACUGGAGACACCAUUCACUUCGAUUCGCGCCAUGCUCCAAGUCCUGUACCCUCAGAAGUGGCUUCCAUACCAGUAUCUAUGGCCCUUCCUCCGUAAUCAACUUGACAGUUGGAAGAAUUUGGAGAACAUUGCAGACAAUUCCGGAGCUGAGAAGUCAGAUCCGCAUAUUUUCAUCCUCGAGGCAGCUAAAGAUGAACUAGUACCUGCCGAGCUCAGCCAGAAGCUCUACGACAGAUCCAUCGAGGUCGGGCUUACUGUUAAUAGGAAAGCUGUGAGUGGUGCUUUCCAUAACGACGUCAUGUUUAGGCCUGAAGGCAGGAAGGCAGUAUCUGGAUUCAUUGCCCAGCGAAUAGCAGCUCAUAGCAGUUCAUAGACUGGCAUAUCAAUAAAGACACACUCAAGCCCACGCAGUCGUGGGUUCUACUCGCCAAUUCCUUUACUAGCAAAACAAAUUAGGAUUAGAACACGAUUGCGUGUUAACCCAUCUUAACCUGUAAUGCCAGCUUUAGUAACUCC